Messenger RNA from Oncorhynchus mykiss (rainbow trout), 3262 nucleotides. RefSeq names its product protein disulfide-isomerase. Gene Ontology annotation, biological process: response to endoplasmic reticulum stress; protein folding. The record is from RefSeq and is a predicted model, not a curated record. NCBI's taxonomy places the organism in Eukaryota, Metazoa, Chordata, Actinopteri, Salmoniformes, Salmonidae. Gene Ontology annotation, molecular function: protein disulfide isomerase activity. Gene Ontology annotation, cellular component: endoplasmic reticulum.
AUAAAUGCGCCUGCGCAAUACGGCUGACCCUUCUGGUUCCUGUGCGUAAUGCCACGACGCUAGUAGCGGUAGACACAAAAAUACUGUAAGAAGAGAAAAUACAUACGUACACCACUUUCAGUCGGUAGCUCAUUCACUUGUCGCGACGAACACAUUUUCUGUUAGAAACCACAGUUGACAGCAACUAUGUUUAAGUUUUUCCUACUCUGCACACUGGCGGUGGCAAGCCGGGCUGAUAUCGGCGAAGAAGAUGGUGUUCUGGUGCUGAAGAAAAGUAAUUUCGAGGAGGCUUUGAAAGCUCACCCAAACAUCCUAGUUGAAUUCUAUGCCCCGUGGUGUGGCCACUGCAAGGCCCUGGUCCCGGAAUAUGCCAAAGCUGCCAGCAUGCUGAAGGCAGACGGCUCAGAGAUCCGCCUGGCCAAGGUGGACGCCACAGAGGAGGCGGACCUGGCCCAGGAGUACGGUGUCCGGGGUUACCCUACCAUCAAGUUCUUCAAGGGGGGAGACAAGGAGUCGCCCAAAGAGUACUCUGCUGGCAGACAGGCUGAUGACAUCAUCAACUGGCUAAAGAAGCGCACUGGACCAGCUGCCACCACCCUGGGGGAGGUUGCCCAGGCAGAGACCAUGAUCGCUGAAAACGAGGUAGCAGUCAUCGGCUUCUUCAAGGACGCCGAGUCUGAGGGAGCCACGGCUUUCCUGAAGGCUGCGGAGGCCGUCGAUGAUGUUCCGUUCGGCAUCACCUCCAACGACGCCGUCUUCUCCAAGUUCGAGGUGUCCAAGGAUGGAGUCGUCCUCUUCAAGAAGUUCGAUGAGGGUCGUAACACCUUUGACGGAGAGCUGAGCAAGACUGAACUGCUGGCCUUCAUCAAGGCCAACCAGCUGCCCCUGGUCAUCGAGUUCACCGAGCAGACCGCCCCCAAGAUCUUCGGAGGAGAAAUCAAGUCUCACAUCCUCAUGUUCGUGCCCAAGGCUGCCGACGACUUCAACGACAAAAUGGCCGAGUUCAAGAAAGCAUCAGAGGGAUUCAAGGGCAAGAUCCUGUUCAUCUUCAUCGACAGCGAGGUGGACGACAACCAGCGCAUCCUGGAGUUCUUUGGGCUGAAGAAAGAAGAGUGUCCUGCCAUCCGCCUCAUCACCCUGGAGGAGGAGAUGACCAAGUACAGGCCCGAGAGCGAGGCCAUCACCGCCGACAACAUCAUUGCCUUCUGCACACUCUUCACUGAGGGAAAACUCAAGCCCCACCUCAUGAGCCAGGACAUCCCUGAAGACUGGGACAAGAACCCCGUCAGAGUCCUGGUCGGCAAGAACUUUGAGGAAGUCGUCUUCGACCCCAAAAAGAACGUCUUCGUUGAGUUUUAUGCACCCUGGUGCGGCCACUGUAAACAGCUUGACCCAAUCUGGACCAAACUGGGAGAGAAGUACCAGGACAGCGCCGAUAUCGUGGUGGCCAAGAUGGACUCCACAGCCAACGAGAUCGAGACAGUCAAAGUACACAGCUUCCCCACGCUCAAGUUCUUCCCCGCAGGCGACGAGCACAAGGUGGUCGACUACAAUGGUGAGAGGACACUGGAGGGCUUCACCAAGUUCCUGGAGAGCGGAGGCAAGGAUGGCGGGGCACCGGCUGGAGAGGAAGGGGAGGAGGAUGAGGGGAUUGAUGAUAUGGAAGACCUGGAUGAACAGGACAGUGAUUCCGACGGCGACGGUGGCGACCACGACGAGUUAUAAGACCCGGCGAAGGAGAGACGAACCCCCACCCCUUAUACCAACCACCAUCACUUCCACCCCUGUUCUGUGAACACUAAUACUUCUCCUUUAACUGCUCCUCAGUCAGUCUGUCAGCAGAUGUGGCAGGACCCUCGGCCAGCCCCCCUCCUGAAGCCACCUCGACAACCUCCAUCUCCCUCCCGCUGGACCAGAUGGACUCGUCUGUCCCCUUGUCAUGGGAACUCAACAGAGCAGAACGGCACCUCAUGGUCUUAACAGCUUUUUUCAUUACCAACGUUCCUCAUCAAUCAAACGAUGGAGUUGUAUUGCCUUGUAUAUUUGAACCAAAAUGUUAAAAACGGCAUUAAGAUACUGCGCUUGACAUAUCCAGUUGGAUCCACAAAUUGGGUUAUGUACCUGUCAUUUUUUUGUCAAAUUACUUUCCCCCAGUCUGCUGCAGUGUGAGUGGUGCAGUUUUGUGGUGUUGCCGGUUUUUAGGUCUGGGGGGGGGCUGCUCAUGUUCUUGUUCCUCUGCUAGUCUUUCUGAGGGCCAGAGGUGUUAUAUGGUGGGAUGUAUGGACUCUCUCAGGGGACUUGGGGCCAUCCUAUUGUCUUUUUGUAAAGAGUAACAGAAUAAAGAAGCAACGUGUUCCAUGUAGCAAUAUAUGCAUCUGUAGCUGAGACCAAUCUUGAGGGUCACUGUAUUUCUCUCUCUCUCUUCAUUCUCUAAGUCUACAAAUCAUGUUUUUCAGUUCAGUUUCCCUCAUUUCAGCAUGGCUACUGACUUUUUUUCCUUUUUUUUAAGAAAGAAAAACAACUUUUGGAAAUAGCUUGUUUUAUUUAAUUGUAUUUUCAUUCAAUAUAUAUUUUUUAAAUAAUCUGUGUACCAGUAAUUCCCAGGUAAAGUUUAAGCUGGGGUUGAGUUGGCUCUCUGUUAGCCCUGGGAUUAGUGGGGAGGCCCAAGACAGUUUCUAUUUGUCACUGUGUUCAUAGCCUGGACCCAGAUCGGUUUAUGCUGUCUCGCCAAUUCCUAUGGUCUUGACCAGAUGGCGCAAAUCGAUCUGAGACCAGGCUACUGUGUUUAUGCCGUCAAAUUCCACAAGGUUACUGAAGGAGCAGAGGUGGUCACUUAAACGGAACUGUGUUUUGGGACUCAGAGCGGUCUCUGUCCUGGUUAUCUUUGGGGAGGGGGGAACAGUGCAACAGCCCUACCCCACCGUACCUGUACUACCUGUACUGCCCCCAUCCCUCUGGCUUCGGCUCUACCUGACACUCUUGUCCCCAUGGAGGUGUUUGUGUGCCUGGUUGUGCGUGUGUAAGCGUGCUUGUGAUCGAGUGUCUGCUUUUUUUUUUUUUUUAUGUCCAGGGACAAGGUUGUGAAUGUUUGAUGUUUGGCUGGGAUGGGAGGGUUGAGUAGGGCAGACCGGGAUGAGGGUUGUGAUGUUCAACAGCAGUUUUUCAAGGGGGAAAUGACUUAGAAACAAACGCAUUCCAUCACAUUGAAUUUGACAUGGAAAAGUGAACUGGUGGCCAAAUAAAUAAAAAUAUGGAAAAACUA